Molecule: messenger RNA, 2189 nt
Organism: Xyrichtys novacula (pearly razorfish)
Lineage: Eukaryota; Metazoa; Chordata; Actinopteri; Labriformes; Labridae
Source: the annotation of a GenBank genome assembly
AUGACGCACCCUAUCUUUCUCUCAAUGGUGGGUCUCGCCUUUGUGACUUUGGCGUCCUCUCAGGCAAUUGACCUCUCACUGCAGGAUCUGACCAAUAGGAAUGCAGACUUUGCAGCGCGGUUAUACCGAACUGUCUCCAGCCGCACAGAUGAGAACGUCUUCCUGUCCCCUUAUACGCUGUCCAUUGGACUGUCUGCACUGCUCAGUACCACCAGCGGGCCCACUCAGGAACAGCUACUUCAGGGACUCAGCCUGAAUGGACUGGACCCUCAGGGCCUUCCUGGUAGGUCAGGAGUCAGAGGUCACAGGAAGGCAACAUGCCAUAAUAUUUGUGCUUAAUAAUGUAAGCUGUCCAUCUUUGCCUACCCCAGAUCUUGUUCAGAGUCUACGGACCUUAGUCCUGCAGGGGGGCCUGGCUGCAAACAUGAGACUGGGUGUGGCCAUCUUCCCCUCCCAGGACUUCGGGCUUUCAUCAUCCUACCUGGACACAGUUCACACCAAAUUUGGGGGAAACGCUGAGAUCCUUGACUACAAGGUGCCACAGGAUGCUGCAGAAACCAUCAAUCGCUGGGCUCAGGACAACACAGGAGGUCAGAUCCGGGAGCUGCUAACUAACCUGGACCCCCAAACCCAGCUGCUGCUCACUACCGCUGCCACCUAUCAAGGUACCUUUAUUAUGACAUUGUGUUUUGUAAAACAAGACCACACCAGUCGACGUGGACUCCAGAGGUCCUCUGCUGUGGUCUGAUUGCAAAAAUUCCCUCAUACAUUAAUUACAAAUACAUAAUUUUUUUAGCAUUUUUAGUAUUAUGUUUAUGGUAUCCUUUCAGUAUUAUCAUUUAUACUAAGGUUUAGGGUUGUGUAAGUAUUUUUCACUUUUAAAUCCUGUCUUUGAUUUAUGAGUGCAGUUGACUAACUAAAGAUGGAAAAGGCGAAUUUUUUUCAGGGAUUUUCCAGUUUUUGAUUAAGUUUCCGUACAUCCUGUUAGGUGUUUGUAUUUCAAUAAAGUUUGUCUCUUUGUGUUUUAGUCCGUUUCAACCCAUCCUUUAACGCCUCCGAAACUCAGGACGAUCGAUUCUUUGUGGACAAAUAUCAUGUCGUCAUGGUUCCCAUGAUGUUCCGGGCCGACAAAUACUUCCUGGCGUACGACCCCUCUCUGCAGUGCGGUGUGUUGAAACUGCCAAUGUCAGACGGGGCGGCCAUGUUGGUCGUGCUGCCUGAUGAAGAUGUGGACAUUACAACAGUGGAAGAAGAUUUAACCGGGGAGAAGAUCCGGGCGUGGAUUAGACAGCUGAAGAAGACGUGAGAUGCCUUGGCUCCUUUCUUGCUGGCUUACCUCAACCCUCCUUCUUUCUUAGAUUUAAUUAUAUUACUUCAGAUUUAUUUUAUAUGUUUUAUUCAUUUUUCAAACUGGUGUUGAAGUUGUUUGUUUCUUUAUUUUGUAUACAGGAAGUUGGAGGUGCAGCUGCCACGCUUCCUGUUGGAGCGUUCGUACACUCUGCGUGACGCCCUGAAGAAUCUCGGCGUAACUCAGGUGUUUCAGGAUGACGCUGAAAUCAUUAACAUGGGUGGAGCUACUGGACCAAAAGUCACAGAGGUGAGUGCUGAAGCUCAGGUGAUUGGUAAAGAAACAUCAGAAUGAUUCAGGGUCAACAAAUGAAACAACAUUUUAGUUUAAAAAUACCAUAAAGAAGGGGUGUGCAGGUGGUUGAGUGGGUAAGUGCACCCCAUGUAUGGGGACCAUGGUCCCGGCAGCAGUCACGGGCUCGAGUCUGGCUCACUAUCUUCCGACAUUUUACCCUGUACUAUCAAUAAAAAGGCAAAAAUCGCCUAAAAGAAAACUAAAAGAAAAGACCACACAAUUACCUGUUCAUCUGUUCACCUGUAUGUUUACUUAUAUACACCUGCUGAGUUUGAUCACCCUUAUACCGCACAUAUAUCUCUGUCUUGUUGCCAUGUUGAUGAUCCUUCAAUAAUAUCAUGUGUAACGUUAUUUUUAGGUUUAUCACAAAUCAGUCAUGGCAGUCGAUGAAAACACUGAUGGCGUCACUCCUGGAGGCGCAGUUAACGCGUUCACCACUCUUCCUCCUCGUCUGACGAUAAACAGACCCUUCAUCUUCGUUAUCUACCAGCAGACAAGCAGCAGCGUGCUGUUCAUGGGCCGAGUCACUGACCCGACCAAAAAAUAA